Brenthis ino (lesser marbled fritillary) is the source of this 1164-nucleotide messenger RNA. The record is from the annotation of a GenBank genome assembly. NCBI's taxonomy places the organism in Eukaryota, Metazoa, Arthropoda, Insecta, Lepidoptera, Nymphalidae.
AUGGGACUGGCAGAGGCGGCAGUGUGCUGCGCGUGGGCGGCGGACGGUCGCGUGCUGGCGGUGGGCGGAGAGGCGGGCGAGCUGCGCCUGCUGGCCGCGCCGCCUUGCGCCGGUACACUGUGCCAGGAAACAGAUGCACAUGAUCUUGGAGUACUGAGCUGUGAUUUCGCCCCCACUUUUGAGAUUCAAAAUAUAGCAGAAAGCAGAAAGACGUAUUUGCUCGCGACCGGUGGCCGAGACGCAUCCGUGAAGCUGUGGUUCGUGGAGUUGGAAGGAUUUUUCGACGAGAGCAUCGACAAAGGCUCAUUGAAAUUAGCAAAGACUAUAGCGGCGCACGGCGGCGCGGUGCAGUGCGUGCGCUGGGGGCUGUUUGGGCGCUACGAGAGCGAGCUGGCGCUGGCGACGGGCGGCGCAGACCGCUGGGCGCGCGUGUGGCGCGUGACCGCGCGCGGCGCCGCGCUGGACGCGAGCGCGGCGGCGGCGGUGCCGGCGGGCGCGGCGGGCGGCGCGCCCGCCGUGCGCCUGCUGGCGCUCGGCCAGCACUCGCUGCUGGCUGUGGGGUCUCUGUCCGGAACGCUCGCGGUAUGGAAAAUACCACACGUCGAUGCACUCGAUGAAACGGAGGGCUGUGAAGCUCGUGCCUGGGGGACGGAAGGAGUUGCGAGAUGGUUAAAAGAAUACGUGACGAGGCCGCCCGGUUCAUCGGUAUCUGAAACAGAAGAAUUUCGUUUGAUAGAAGCGAUACGUGAGGCAGGACUGAGCGGCGCGCAACUGCUUGAUAAACCAAUUAAAGACUUAAUGUUCAUCUUUGGAUUUGAAGAGGAACUGAGCGAAGAUAGUGCGGAAGAAAAAUGUGAAGAAGUGCGCGCACGAUUAUUGGACGAAAUACUAUGGCUUCGUCGAGAUCCACUUUCCAGCGAAUUGGAGGCGGGCGCGCCGCACGCGCUGCGCUGCCCGCUGUCGCACGCGGUGCUGCGCGAGCCGGCGCGCGCCGCCGACGGCUACACGUACGAGCGCCGCAGCCUGCUGCACUGGCUGCUGGCCGCCGGCGACGGCGACGACGAGCUGCGGUCCCCGAUGUCGGGGCGCCGGCUGCGCAGCGCGCGGGUGGAGCCCAACUACGGCGUGCUCGAGCUCCUGCGCCAGUACUGCGGCUGGCGCCGG